AUUUCUUUUGGAGAUGUAUGGAAACACGUGGCGCUAGUGUUCUCCGUUCCGUCCUGUGAGAGUGAGACUGUGAUUGUCAUUCGUGGAUGUGGAAUGUUUUGUGUUGUGAGUUAGUGCUAGUUAGAAUAAAUUGUUCUAACAUUGUUUGUCAUGCGGUUACGUACGUGUAUCGUUAGAUAAGCAACGGUAGUGCUGUGAUACUGCUGAAACAAUCCAAGCAGUGUGGAAUGGUUCCGGUGUGUUUGCGGUGUUUUGUCGAUUUGCGUAGUUGAGGCGAGCUCAGCACGAUGGGGAAGCUGCUUUCGAAAAUCUUUGGUAACAAGGAGAUGAGGAUACUAAUGCUGGGACUCGACGCUGCUGGAAAGACUACUAUUUUAUAUAAAUUAAAACUAGGUCAGUCAGUCACAACGAUACCUACAGUUGGUUUCAAUGUAGAAACUGUAACAUAUAAGAAUGUCAAAUUCAACGUAUGGGACGUCGGAGGGCAGGACAAGAUACGACCGCUCUGGAGGCAUUAUUAUACAGGUACUCAAGGUCUUAUAUUCGUAGUGGACUGCGCCGAUCGGGACCGCAUUGACGAGGCGCGGCAAGAGUUGCACCGGAUUAUCAACGACCGCGAGAUGCGCGACGCUAUAAUACUCAUCUUCGCCAACAAGCAGGACUUGCCAGACGCUAUGAAACCGCACGAGAUUCAAGAGAAGUUAGGCCUGACGCGCAUUAGAGAUCGCAACUGGUACGUGCAGCCAUCGUGCGCGACGUCGGGCGACGGGCUGUACGAGGGGCUCACUUGGCUAACGACCAACCACAAGUUAUGAGCUGCGGAGUAGGCGGUGUCAGCCGCCUCCAGCAUUGCACGGUGACGAUUUCGAUGCCAUUUAUCAUAAGUUUGCUGCGUCCGUGCUUGUCGGUCUCGUGAUAUAGGAAUAUCCAGUGAACCAUCAGUGGCGAUUGUCGAUUGGACUCAGAAAGUGAAUGUGCACAGACUUUAACGCAGUGAACCUAAAGACAUUACAUAGUUAGUCUACAAGUGAACUAAUUGUUACACAAAUGAGAAAUCAAUUAUUCCAUUAUUUAAAUGAAAACAUUAGAGCUUUGUUGUAUCGAAAUAUUUGAUUAUUAUUUUUUUAUGUUAUUUAAAAAAUAUGAAAUGAUUACAUAGUGUAAAAUAUG
This is a messenger RNA of Pararge aegeria (speckled wood butterfly), 1170 nucleotides long. RefSeq names its product ADP-ribosylation factor 6 (gene Arf51F). Gene Ontology annotation, biological process: vesicle-mediated transport; intracellular protein transport. The record is from RefSeq and is a predicted model, not a curated record. Bases 288 to 815 code for a protein of 175 amino acids. NCBI's taxonomy places the organism in Eukaryota, Metazoa, Arthropoda, Insecta, Lepidoptera, Nymphalidae. The transcript is spliced from 7 exons. Gene Ontology annotation, cellular component: cytoplasm. Gene Ontology annotation, molecular function: GTPase activity; GTP binding.